AUGGCAUGUCCUCCCAUUUACAAGACAGAUCAGGCCAAACUAGAGGCAUCUCGUGAAAGACGCCGGCAUCACUAUGCAAAAAACAGGGACAGUAUACUUCAAAGGCAGCGAGAGCUUCGCAUCAGCAAGCCAUCACAGGAGAUAUUGGAACUUCAAAAAGCUCUUGCCGAGGCCUUGGAUUAUGAAGAAGAUGCUACUACAUCCGAGACGGAGGCAGACGAUGAUGAGAACGAGAAUGACCAACUAUUUGAUCUCCAAGUGUCCCUCAUUGCUAUCAAAAACAUCAAGGAUGAGAUGCUGGCAUUAGUCCCAGAACCCUGCGCAUUUAUGGAGGGUGUCGUCCUUCAAUAUGUCAAAAGCCUUCCGGAUGAUGGGAAUGGCAAGGGUGACACCUCAAUUGUCGACAGUCCAAAACUUAAGGUUGAAGUCUUACUCCGCCAUGCAAUUCCUGCGCAGGACCAGAUCAUGAAUUUCUAUGGAGUGUCAGCUCAGUCUCGCGCCGCUGAAUCAGUCUCGCGUUACUUAAACACUGUGCUUGGUUAUCUGGAGGACAUUCAGUAUUUUUUGAACAUUGAAGGGGUUUCCAAGUUGACAAUUGCCCACUCAAUGGGAGAGUUGAUGUACCAGAAGGGCAUCCAUAUCUAA
Molecule: messenger RNA, 645 nt
Organism: Suillus paluster
Lineage: Eukaryota; Fungi; Basidiomycota; Agaricomycetes; Boletales; Suillaceae
Exons: 3
Coding region: 1-645 (214 amino acids)
Source: RefSeq, a predicted model, not a curated record